This is a messenger RNA of Culex pipiens pallens (northern house mosquito), 1613 nucleotides long. RefSeq lists its product as uncharacterized. The transcript has 2 exons. Bases 166 to 921 code for a protein of 251 amino acids. Gene Ontology annotation, cellular component: nucleus. NCBI's taxonomy places the organism in Eukaryota, Metazoa, Arthropoda, Insecta, Diptera, Culicidae. The record is from RefSeq and is a predicted model, not a curated record.
UCGGUAUCAACAUCGUGAGAGCAGAAGGCAGUCGGUUUCGGGACAAGGAAGCACCUCGCAAAACUCCAUCGAGCUCCACCAGAUUGGCCGGAAACUGCAGUCCUGAACUGUUUUUCUUUAAAUUCGUGAAACCGGAACAAGUACAGCGUAAAACUUAGCAGCAAAAUGCCGGAACCAACCAAGGAUGAGCUCCGCAAGGAAAUUGCCACGAUCCUGAAGGACGCCAACCUGGAGGAGACCGCCGCCAAGAAGGUUCGCCUGCAGCUGGAGGACAACCUCAAGUGCGACCUGUCGCAGCGCAAGAAGGAGGUCGACGAUCUGGUGAUGGAGUACGUGAACGCCCAGGACGAGUCCGGCGAGGAGGAGGAGCAGGAAGAGGAAGCGGAGGACAAAUCUGAGUCGGAAGAGUCCGAGGAUGAGGCACCGAAGAAGAAGGGCAAGCGGGGAGCCCCGGCCAAGCGAGGUGCUCCGGCCAGCAAGAAGAAGAAGGGUUCCGACUCGGAGGAAGAAUCCGAAGAGGAAGCGUCGGAUGACGACUACAAGCCGACCAAGGGUGCCAAGGGAAGCGCCAAGAAGGGACCGGGUCGCAAGAAGAAGGGCGGUUCCGAUUCCGACUCGGAUGAGGACUGGAAGAAGAGCAAGCCGGCCAAGGGUGCCAAGAAGAAGGGCGCUGCCAAGAGCACCGGCUACACCCGGCCGUACAACCUGUCGCCGGAACUGGCCGCCAUCUGCGGCGCGGAAGCCCUGCCCCGCCACGAGGUCGUCAAGAAGGUGUGGGCCAUCAUCAAGGAGCGCAAUCUGUACGACCCCAAGAACAAGCAGUACGCCAUCUGUGACUCGGAACUGCAGAAGGUCAUCGGCGUCAAGCGGUUCCGCACGUUCGGAAUGCUCAAGUAUCUUAAGCCGCACUUUUUGAACUAAAUCAACGCCCUGUGUGCUGUGUGUGUAGAGCUAGAGGAAGAGCAAUUGACGUACCAUUUAUAUUUUAUCUCGCCCCACUCCUUGAUUGUGAAGAAAAAAGGAGAGAAAUUUUUAUUUUGUUGAAAACGCGGAACCGAUUCCAGCGCGAGACAGACUGCGGUAGAGGGCGAACCUUCACUGCGUAAGGUUCCCAGCAGAUUUAAAAGAGAGCAGAUUUAAGCAUUAAGCGAACACAGUGUAGUAAUCUAGUUGUGAACACAAAUUAUAAAAACAAAACAAAAUAUUAGAUGAGAUGAGGAAGAAGUAUCGUGACGAGACACAAUUAUACAUAUUUUUAAAUCAUACAAACUACAGAUUUGCAAUUAAAUAAAACACUUAACCGUAAUACAAACUCCUUCUAGGACAGAUCUUGAAGAAAUGGUAAAUUGCUCAGAGCAAGUUCUACAAAACUGAAUAAAAUUACUGACAAUGUAUCAACUACACAUUCAAACCGAUUCCUUUUUAUUUCGCUUUAACUUUAUUUUGUUUUCCCGAAUUGAUGGAUUUUCAACAAACAUUUCACUAUGAUAAUAGUAUCAGUAAAAUUAGUAAUGAUUUAAGGUAAGCAAACGAAAAGUGAACGACUGUGUAUGAAGCGAAAGUAAAUGAAACCGUUUCUAAUAAUGUAUGGAAUAAAAUUUGACAAAAAUCUA